UCCAAGCGCCGAGCGGCUGGGAGCGGCUGGGAGCGGCGGCGGCUCCGGGGGGCGCGGUGGGUGCCUGACCCGCCCCCGCCCGCACUCCCACCUGCGCGGCCCGCCGGGCAGCCGGCGCCGCGCUCCUCCCCGGUGGGUGUUCCUGCGGGAUGGCGGGCAGAUCCAUUGGCUCUUUCGAACGGCGCUCCAGAGGGCUCUGCAUGGCGCCCGGAGAGCCAGGGGCGGCUGACAGUUGGAGCUGGUUGGGAGAGGCGAGCGCGUCGCGUCCGGACAGAAAAACGCCGGGUCCAGCCACAGGUGCCAAGCCGCCCGUCCCUGGGCCGAUGCCGGACGCAGAUUUGAAUUCUUCCUGAUCACACCCAUGGCGGUACAGGCUGGGAUUCAGGUGUGGUUCGGAGAGAGGUUUGACCUUCCUGUGCUGAGUCCGCGAAGCCCUCUGACCCCCAGGCACGGCCCCGGUCUGGCAGAUGUGUUCCAGUAUGACCAGUGGCUCGCGGUGAGACAUGAGGCGGCCCUGGUGCCCAUGCAGGAAGACCUGGCGAUCUGGCUCACGGGCAUGCUGGGAGCAGAAGUAAGAGCAGAUGCCUUCAUGGAGGAUCUGGACAACGGGGCGCGACUCUGUCAGCUGGCCAGCAUCCUGCAGGGAAAAGUGAAGGAAUGCUGUCACCCCGACAGGUGGAAGCACUUUCCUAUGAAAAGGGUCCCAUGCAAGAAGGAUGCCUCCCCUGGAUCCUUCUUCGCCCGGGACAACACUGCUAACUUCCUCUGCUGGUGCAGGGAGCUGGGAGUGGACGAGACGUACCUCUUCGAGUCGGAGGGCUUGGUGCUGCACAAAGAGCCACGCCAGGUGUGCCUUUGCCUGCUGGAAAUUGGACGGAUUGUGUCUAAAUACGGCGUGGAGCCACCAGUCUUAGUCAAGCUGGAGAAGGAGAUUGAACUGGAGGAAACACUGCUCAUCACCAGGGGGCCUGUCAGUGUUUUAACCCCUCCAGUCAAAACCUUCAGCGUGUGCUGUCAGCAUGGAGACCUUCAUGAGGCUUCCCCCUCAGCAGCCUGGGUGAGAUUUAUGGGCACUGACCAACUAGCCCUUCGGACUGAACAGGUUCAGCAUAUUGCUGAUGACCCUCCUUGUAACUGCUCUCAUAGGUUUUCCAUUGAGUAUUUGUCUGAAGGCAGAUACAGACUAGGAGACAAGAUCCUGUUCAUCAGGAUGCUGCACGGGAAGCACGUGAUGGUGCGCGUCGGCGGCGGCUGGGAUACGCUCCAGGGCUUCCUGCUGAAGUACGACCCCUGCCGGGUGCUCCAGUUCACCACGCUGGAGCAGAAGAUCCUGGCCUUCCAGAAGGGCAUGGCGAGCCCCGCGCUGGCCGUGCCGGCCUCGCCAGGCAGGUCCCCUCAGCCUCCCGCCAUGCACCCCCUCUCGGCCGUCCGCUUGUCCCGCCCCAGCGGCCCUUCUCCGGGUCCCAGGGUGACCGCGAGAGCGCCGCCGUCCUCGGCCGCCGCCGCGCCGCGCCUGGCGAAGAGGCCGCCGGCGCCUUCCAAGGCCUCGCGCCUGCCCCCUUCUCCUCCUGCCGGGAGACUGCAGGGCUGCACGCCGAAGACAAGGACACCCUCAGCGCUCACCACAAGUCUCGAGAGCAGGGCGAGGCGCGCCCAGUCUCCUUCGACAAGUUCCCCAGUGGUGUCCAGGCUGACUCCUUCACCCCGGUGCACCACACCCCUGGGCAGGGACCCACCUGUCCGCUCUAAACCAGCGUGGAAACCCCCCAAGCCUACGAACUCGAGCCCGGCCCAGUUGACCAAAGCUGCCCCCUCCCCUUCCCGGUGCUGUCCAGCGCCCUCCGCAUCCAGGACGGCUUCGGCUUGUUCUGACCCCACGAGCCCGUCUGCGUUGGCUUCGAGGGGGCCUCCCAGAAGGGGCGGGGAACAGGCCGGGCCACCUCCAGCUCCUGUUCCUGCGCCAGCCACUCUUCAGAGAAGGCUUUCCCACAGACGGCCAGGGUCGCCUGCGGCAGCUCUGAGGCUGAACACCCAGGGCCUCGGGGCACCGAAACCGACUCCCCGUCCGCUCAGGGCCGGCACCCCCGCCAAGCCAGAGACUCCCACGCCCAAGUGCCAUCCCAGCUCCAAGCCCUCUCCUCUCGCACGCUCUGGGCCUUCCAAGGCAGCAAAAAAUCAGCCCCCCGCACCUAAACCGAUGCUUUCUACUGAGACAAAGGUUCAGACCCAAAGCCAGCCUUCUUCUAGGGCUGUAACAAAAAAUCCCAAAGCCUCAAGACAUCCAACCGCUCCCUCCAGCUCCACCGUGCGGAGUCCGUUGUCCGUUGUCAAGAUUUCCCAGACUACGGUCCAAGCCCCAGAAGGCCCAGCGCGCCGGGCCCAGCCCGCCGGUCAGACUGCGGUGAGAGGGCUGCGCCCAGCUCAGAAGAAGCCCUUUAUAACUGGAAAGGCUCCCCUCUCCUCCAGUAGGACUGCUCCAUGUGUCAAAAGAAAUCCCGAACUCAAGAGCAAAGGUGAAGACCCUUAUUUUGUAAUGAACGGCAAGAAGAAGCAGAAAAGUUAAAUCUUGUGCAGAUGGCAAGGAGAGAACUGUCUUCCAUGUUUGGACAUAUAAAAAUAUUUUUUUUCCUGUAAAGUGUCACGAAAUUAUAAAACAAAGCAUGUUUGAGGUUGUGAUUUUGCACCAGGUUUUCAGUACAAGGAAGAGGUUCCACCAUUAAUUUAAUUUGUGUUUUGGGGGUGCCUGGCUUUGCUACCUCACAGCUGUUCGCUGGGCUUGAUUCCAAACCAGGGUAUUUUCUGUGUGAGCUCUGCAUGUUCCCCCUGUUAACUGGCGUCUCUAGUUUGUCUGGGUGCCUGUCUGUGCCGAACCCGCUAGACUAGACUAUUGUAGGUCAGGCAUAGAAUCAAGACACUGCCGCACCAGUUGAAGGGGGAACUGAAGGAAGACUAGUCUGUACAAACCUGGAGUGGUAUUCAGUCAGAGCAGUUGGUUUUACAGCCCUUCUCAUUGACCAAGGAUUCAGUAUCUGAACAUCUCAGCUGAGGGCAUCAUCUCCAAUCUGAAUACUAGGGCAUUGGUUUGAUCUAGGUGGAGGGCCACCUCCUGUCCCACCUGCAUCACUGGAGGUCCAGCCAUCAUUGUGUCUGCGAGGAGCUGGCUGACAGUGUGUGACUGUGUGCAAGGAGAGCGUCAGUGCCUCCUCCACUGCCCCAUCUGUGUUGACUGUGAAGCUUGCAGUGAGAAACACCACUUCACAGCUCCAGCAAUGCGUUUCAAAGGAAAACGUGCACAGCCUGCAUUCUUCAGUCCUUCUAUCAGGGUUUAGAAAAGAAAGCCAAGUUGAUUAGCGCUAUGCGAUUUCAAAAUUGCAUGGUAAAAUAAAUCCAUCCAUUCAUCUUCUAAUCACGUCAGCCAGUUCAGGGUCACAGGGGAAGCUGGAGCCUCUUCUGGCAAGCAACGGCUGCAAGUUGACUCUCGACGGGCAGACACACACGCACACACGCACACACACACACACACACCAGGGCCAGUCAACCCGUAUGUCUUUAGACUGGGAGAAAACUGGAGCUCCCGGAGGAACACAGGGGGAACAGACUGGGGAACAAACUCCACACGGACAGCACCCCAGGUCCAGAGCUGAACCCAGGGCCCCAGCGCUGCCAGGCAGCAACGCUGACCACUGUGCUGCCGUGCCGCAGUAAGAUCAUUCAUGAUUCCAGUUUUGUUUUUUUAAUUAAUGUUUGCAAUGGUAGCGCAGUGUUUAUUAAAUAUUGCAUCUUUUUUUUGUUUUAAGUCAGUGCUGUCACAUUCGAACAUAGUACAGGACAUGAGAAAAAUAUAAUAUUGAAGAGAAAGUUUAAAAAUAAACCACCAUUUCGCUA
Lepisosteus oculatus (spotted gar) is the source of this 3885-nucleotide messenger RNA. It is a transcript of the gene gas2l3, whose product is annotated as growth arrest-specific 2 like 3. Gene Ontology annotation, biological process: actin crosslink formation. Lineage: Eukaryota; Metazoa; Chordata; Actinopteri; Semionotiformes; Lepisosteidae. Gene Ontology annotation, cellular component: actin filament. Gene Ontology annotation, molecular function: actin filament binding; microtubule binding; cytoskeletal adaptor activity. The record is from RefSeq and is a predicted model, not a curated record.